UACGAUAAAUUGUUGUCACAGGCUGUAUUAAGAACUACACUACAUGGUGUACAAAUAACAGUAUUUGUUGAGUGUGGAGUCAAUCAGACAGUGAUAUUAAUAACGUUAGUUUUAUUCUGAAGAGAAAAGGUUAGUUAAUAGUUAUGGCGACGUCAAUGCUGAGUCCGUUUACUUACACCGCCACCGGAGAUUUAGGCAUUAAGCGAGAAACGAUGCUCCAAAAUGAACUGCUUCUGAGAACAGAAUUGGGCAAACCAAAACGAAGAGGGUAUGGUAGCGGAGGAGGCGAUAUGUAUUUUGGUAGACCCAACGAAAAGGGUACAUUGGGAGCUUCUGAAGCUUUGAGGGGUUGGAGCAGCAUGAAUCAGAAUUCAACACUACCGUUUCAUCGAAAAGAAAAAGCCACCGAAAGAGACUUUUUGGAACUAAACAAAACAGCUGUGAACUCUGGAAUUGUUACUUCUGGAGAGAACUUUGCCUAUAGAUCGAUUAAUGAUAUCAGGAGAAGAACAGCAGGUACAGAAAAAAACAAGACCAAAAUACGUCGUCUGCCACCAAGCAUGGUCUACGGAAUAUCAACUAGACCGUCCACACCAAUUUUCGAUCUUUUAGAGCAUAAAUACCAAGAUAAAUGGCUUCAACAGAGACAACAAGAAGAACUGGCCAAGAAAAAGGAAAAAAUAAAAAAGAAUGCUGGGGUUGUGUAUGAAACUAGAGCCUCAUUAUUGCGUACAUACCAAAAUCCAGUUGAAUCUGGUCCCUUAUGGCAAUUACCUCGUUUUAAAAACAGCUCUAAACCACAUCUCCAAACCUUCAGAACAAAAAGUCAGGAAGGUGAUGCGUUCAAACAGUUUGAUUCAGAUAAAAUUGCACGACAAGGAAACCUUGGACAUGGUGUUUAUGAAGCAGCGAAGAACUGAACCGAAGUAAAUCUUGGUGAAAACAUUGUGUUACAGGAGUCUAACUUAGACUUAGGUAUUGGAAUAAAUAACACAAACUUGAAAGCUUAUGUUUCGUAACAAAAUCAAAUUUUAAAACAAUCUGUGAAUAUCCUGUUCGAAUGGAAAGUUUGUGGAGUGACAUUAUACUAUAUCAGCAUUAUUUACAUAUUUAAUUGUCACAUUAAUUAUUAAUCCAAUCUCUUGUUAUUGAUUUUGUCUCUUGAAGAUAAUUAGCAUUUUACUGUCUUCGCAAUACAAUCAUAUUGGUUUUGUAACAUUGAAAUUGAAUACUGGUAAUUACAUUUGUAAUUAUUACCUUUACAAAUCAUGGAAUUAUAAUAAAAAGCCUUUUUAAUAUUCAGUUAAAUUUUAUGUAUUUAAGUGUAAAAUUAAAAAAGUUAACAAAUCUGGUAGGAAACGAGUGAAUAUACAAAAGCUGUCCCUGUUAUUUUAAGGAAUAUUUCUUUGAAACAAAUGUUGCAUUAUGCUAAUGCAAUAUUUUUUGCAACAUGUUUCCUUUCUCUAGGCUGUGAAUAAAUUUGCAUAAUACACUUCGUGAUAUGUUUAAACUGAAGUUGGUAUUAGAUGUUUUAUUUAUAAUUAUAUAUAUUUAUAUUUAUUUACAACUUGUAUAUAUUUUGUACUACCGGUAUUGACAAAUAACUUACUUUCUAUAGGCCUACCUAUUAUUAUCUUCCGUGCUAUAUGGUUGUGUAUAAACAACUAUAAUUAGCUAUUAAAACAGUGAUUUACAGGUUUUUUUUAUCUUUUCGUAAUUUCGAUAAAAAAACCCUCAAACUAGAGCUUGAAACUAAUAAUAGCCAUUCAAUAGUCUGUGCUAAUGUAGGCCGGUAUCAAAAGAAAAUUUGUCAAAUGGAGCAUAAAAAAUAAUAAUCAAUUAUCUUUGAUUAUCUAUACUAUAUGUUACCUUUGUCUUUAAGGAUUUGUUAAUAAAAUCUACAUUAAAAACA
This is a messenger RNA of Patella vulgata (common limpet), 1912 nucleotides long. Its product is annotated as cilia- and flagella-associated protein 77. Bases 144 to 920 code for a protein of 258 amino acids. The record is from RefSeq and is a predicted model, not a curated record. The transcript has a single exon. Lineage: Eukaryota; Metazoa; Mollusca; Gastropoda; Patellidae.